Trichobilharzia szidati is the source of this 1656-nucleotide messenger RNA. The record is from the annotation of a GenBank genome assembly. Lineage: Eukaryota; Metazoa; Platyhelminthes; Trematoda; Strigeidida; Schistosomatidae.
AUGGACCAAAACAGCAAAGAGAUUCGACGUCAGAGAAGAAUAAAACACGAUGAAAUGAAAAUAAUGAAAAUGCAGCAACGUUUAUAUACCUUAGGUGGUCGAAGUACAUUUCAUGGUAUUGACGUAUUAUUAGAAGCAAAACCCGGUUGGAGUAGAAGACUAACGAUUUUGAUUUUAAUCACAAUGUGUGUAGCGUGUUUCUUCACUGUAUCGGACCUAAUAGCAGGAUUCAUCAAUAUGCCUAUUUCGACUGUAAUUAAUUACGGACAAAAAAAUUUUGAAUUUCCCACUGUAAACAUUUGUCCUGAUAGUCCAAUGAGUAUUGAAAGGCUGAAUAGAUACCCUGAUCUUCGAAAAAAGUAUUUACAAAUUGCAGAUUAUUGGAUAGCCAAGGCUUCAGGUGAUAAUUCAAAAUGGCCACCUACAAAUGGAGAUUGGCGAAUUCGGGCUAAGCGUACUUUUCGUCCACAUUUCUUAUACAAUCGAACACGAUUAAUGUGGAAAUGGUCAGACUAUUUUGUAAGUUGUGAAUAUGGUGGAACUCCGUGCAAUAUUGAUGAAGUCAGCGUGGAUAUACCUUUGGGUGUUAUGUCACAUGCGAAUACCCUAUUGCUUGGUACAGAAGGUGUAGCGAAACUGAAUGUGGUGCCAAGAGGCUUACUAAAAGCAGUCAGUAGUAAUGUUGAAGAAAAUGAUUUACCGUCAAUGUGGUUCAAUGAGAAACCGAUUAUUCAAGAAGAAAACACUGUUCCAAGAAACUGGUCAACUGGAAGAGUCAUUUUAAUUGAUCAUCCAUCGAAGUAUAUUUGUUUCCAGGUUCAUCAGAGACUGUCAACACUUUUUCGACCAUGUAGACAAGCAAUUGCACAUCAUAAAUAUCUGCAAAUGGCUACUUUCUUUGCCUCUGGUGGCACUUUAUGGCGGUAUUAUCAGCUAGGCUAUACGCAUUCAAAUUGUGUUGCACAAAUGCGGCAACUUGUUAUGCUUAGACAGUGUGAAUGUUUAUCCGAGGAUUAUCUAGUUCCUACACAAAUGGCUGGUGAAUUCGUUGAAAAUGGAUUCUGUCAUUCCCCCAAUAAGAAAUAUAAAAGUGGCACAGAAGAGUUUAUGAGGCGAAUCGCAUGUCAUGAUCGUGUUGCGGCACUACCACGAGAAAAAAUCGUUGAAAUGACAAUACCAGCAGUCUAUGAAACAGCAAUACUCGUACAACUGACAUUAGAGUUGGAACGAUUAUGGAAUUGUCCGAAAUUCUGCCAAGAACUAGUUUACCAGCCUGAAAUUAUUCAGCAUCAAACCAUUCUAAAUAGCAUAAUUGUUAAAGGUGAAAAGAAACAGCCUGAAGAGAAUGUAUCAUCGGAAGAUUUGGCUGUUAUCACCGUCUACGCAAGUGAAGCCAGUGUGCCGAUAAUGAGUGAAGGUGAACAAAUGAGUAUCUUUAAUUUGAUCGCCUCUCUCGGAGGUGCAUUUGGUUUGUUCUUAGGACUAUCUGGAGUGACAGUAUUCGAAAUCCUUGAGGCAUUGUGUGUGAUUAUCUAUACGCUGCCAGCAGUGUGUAGAAUGCUUGGACGUAGAAUUGCUAAAUGUGCUACAGAACGCAAAAGAAGGAAACAAGAAAUCUCAAGUAAAUUGAUACACGGUACUGAAAAUACGCAUUAA